Messenger RNA from Lycium ferocissimum, 1448 nucleotides. RefSeq names its product cycloartenol-C-24-methyltransferase 1. The transcript has 14 exons. Gene Ontology annotation, molecular function: sterol 24-C-methyltransferase activity. Lineage: Eukaryota; Viridiplantae; Streptophyta; Magnoliopsida; Solanales; Solanaceae. The coding region runs from base 148 to 1188 and encodes 346 amino acids. Gene Ontology annotation, biological process: sterol biosynthetic process. Gene Ontology annotation, cellular component: endoplasmic reticulum. The record is from RefSeq and is a predicted model, not a curated record.
UUUAUGUAUAUAUAUAUAUAUAUAUCUAUUCACGCAUCUCCACAAAGUACAUCUGCUUUCUACAAUCUGUCUUUUGUUUUGGCAUUUUGAAUCCCCUUUCCCUUUUAAUCCUUUCCACAUUCAAAGAUCUUGUGAUUUGGGAAAGAGAUGUCAAAACAAGGGGCUUUUGAUCUGGCAUCUGGUGUUGGUGGUAAAAUUGGCAAGGAUGAAGUUCUCUCUGCUGUUGACAAGUAUGAGAAGUACCACGGUUAUUAUGGAGGUGAAGAAGAAGAGAGAAAGAAUAACUACACUGACAUGGUAAACAAAUACUAUGAUCUUUGCACUAGCUUCUAUGAAUACGGUUGGGGAGAGUCAUUCCAUUUUGCACCCAGGUGGAAAGGAGAAUCACUCCAGGAGAGCAUUAAGAGGCAUGAGCACUUCCUUGCCUUGCAACUGGGAUUAAAAUCAGGACAAAAGGUCUUGGAUGUAGGAUGUGGAAUUGGAGGACCGUUAAGAGAAAUUGCUAGAUUCAGCUCUACAUCAGUUACAGGCCUCAACAACAAUGAAUAUCAGAUAUCUAGGGGACAGGUGUUGAACCGCAAAGUAGGAUUGGAUCAGACUUGCAACUUUGUAAAGGGUGAUUUCAUGAAAAUGCCAUUUCCUGACAAUAGCUUUGACGCGGUUUACGCAAUAGAAGCUACCUGCCAUGCACCAGAUCCAGUUGGAUGCUAUAAAGAGAUCUAUAGAGUGCUGAAGCCUGGUCAGUGCUUUGCUGUGUAUGAGUGGUGCAUGACCGAUGCGUACAAUCCCAAUAACGAAGAGCAAAAAAGGAUCAAGGCAGAAAUUGAGCUCGGAAAUGGUCUUCCCGAGAUUAGAUCGACACAACAGUGCCUAGAAGCAGUGAAAAAAGCUGGUUUUGAAGUUGUGUGGGAUAAGGAUCUUGCUGAGGACUCGCCUGUUUCAUGGUACUUACCUUUAGAUACAAGCCACUUCUCACUCAGUAGCUUCCGCCUAACAGCUGUUGGCCGACUUUUCACCAGAAAUCUGGUGUCGGCACUUGAAUAUGUGGGACUUGCUCCUAAAGGUAGUCAAAGGGUUCAAGCUUUCUUAGAGAAAGCUGCAGAAGGUCUUGUUGGUGGUGCCAAGAAAGGGAUUUUCACACCAAUGUAUUUCUUCUUGGUUCGCAAGCCCAUCACAGACUCCCAGUAAUUUGAAGUGUAAUCACUUAGCUUUAUGCUUUAGUUAGCAAAUCUUUAAGAUUCUUGGCACUGAACUUACUAAUAGAAUAUGAAGUUAUGAACCGGGCUAAUCAAGGUGACUUCGUUUUCUGGCGGGAGGUGGGGAGGUUCUUGUCUUGUGUUGCUUGUCUGUUGCAAUUUGAUUUGUAAGUGUUGCUAUUUUUGCCAUUGAUGUCCCAGUUCUGUGAUAUAUGAAAAGACAAGAUGCUGAUAAAGGUGGGCAUUUGCUAA